AUGUCUUCCUCCUACUUGUUAGCUCUCCUUGCGCUACUCACGGUGGUUCUCACCGAACCCGCGGUUGGAGAUUACGUCGAUAAGCCUGAACCUCCAAAACCGUCAUUCGUUCCAACAUACAAGCCACCCAAGCCUCCGGUGGUUCCAAUAUACAAACCACCCAAGCCUCCAUUGGCUCCGAUCUACAAACCACCCAAGCCUCCGGUGGCUCCAGUAUACAAACCACCAAAGCCUCCGGUAGCUCCGGUGUACAAACCGGUGACUCCGAUAUACAAACCGCCCAAGCCUCCGGUGGCUCCAAUAUACAAACCACCGGUUCAAAUUCCCAAACCACCACCUUACCCAUACAAGCCUCCCUACAAGCCACCAGCAUCCAACUGA
Molecule: messenger RNA, 381 nt
Organism: Momordica charantia (bitter melon)
Lineage: Eukaryota; Viridiplantae; Streptophyta; Magnoliopsida; Cucurbitales; Cucurbitaceae
Source: RefSeq, a predicted model, not a curated record